Molecule: messenger RNA, 2003 nt
Organism: Pocillopora damicornis (cauliflower coral)
Lineage: Eukaryota; Metazoa; Cnidaria; Anthozoa; Scleractinia; Pocilloporidae
Source: RefSeq, a predicted model, not a curated record
AGAUGGCCACUACAAAAGAGUACACCGAUGAAGAACUGAAUUAUUACCGGAUUUGCUAUCUCACCACUGAUAUAAUUACCGAGGGUCUGCGAACAAUCUUCAAACAGGAAUGGAAUAGUCGUCACAAGGCAACAUUAGGUGAAUGGAAAGAUGAGCCAAAAAAUGGUCAGGACUUCAAGAACAGUGAAUCUCUGCGCAAGCAAAGGGAAAAAGCCCAUCUUCUGGUCACCAUGGUCAAUGGAAACAGUGCUGAAUGGGAUUGUACCAUGCUUUUUUAUGCCAUUCUUUUCUCCGAUUGUAUUGGGAAUGGUCUCAAUCCAACUAUAAAAUCAAAAGUGGAUGAUCUCAGAAAGCUCCGUAAUGAAGAUUUUGCACACAUGCCACAUGGCCACCUCACAGAUGCAGAGUUUCAAAAUGCUAUCAAUAAAGUUGAAGUAGCCUUCCAAGCUCUUGGCCUCUCCACACACCAAAUUCAAGUGGUUUACCAUCAGACAAGUUUCCCCACUGAGGAACUGAGUAAUGUGUUAAAAAAGGUUGAGGUACUUGAAGCUCAGUUAAACAAAGAAAUUUCAUCCUUCUGCGUCCUUCCACCUAAACCUUCACACGAAGUUGCAAAUCGUGAAUUUGAGGUGGCUGGAAUUUCAAAACAGUUGGAAGAGCUCAAAGAGGCCAAUGAGAAAAGAUUGAGUUACUUGUACAUCUCUGGCAACCCAGGAAGUGGCAAAUCUCAGUUAGCUGGUCUCGUGGGGAAGAGAUACUUUGAUGUAGUAAAUUCAAUUCCAAAUUCUACAGUUUUUGUGAUGACGGCAAAUGCUGAAAGCCCAAGCACUCUUCUAGAAUCGUAUAUCUCCUUGGCGCGAAAGCUUAAGUGCCCAGAAUAUGCCACUACUAACACACUUAACUCUCCGGAUUUAAACUCAGAUGAGAAGAUUGCUCAUAUGAAGUCCUUAAUUGGCACAAAAAUCCAGCUUUACAGCUCUUGGCUCCUAGUUGUUGACAACGUCAAAAGCAUUUCUAAGAUUCAUGCGUAUUUGCCAGAGUCUGGAGAUGAACAGUGGGCAAGGGGUCAGUUGUUGAUCACAACACAAGACACCAUGUCUGUUCCGCCAACAAACUCUUUUACUAGUCAUUUAUCUUUUAGCAAAGGUAUGGAGCCCCAUGAUGCCAUGACAUUACUUGAAAAGCUUUCUGGUAUCUCAGAUUAUGAUACAAAGAAGCUUGCACAAGUAUUAGACUACCAGCCGCUUGCCUUAGCAAUUGCCGCAACCUAUGUCAGAGAGGCUCAGCAGAAUAGAGCGAAUUUUGGAUGGAGUGAUUACCUAAAAAGACUUGAGGAAGGCCGAAGAGGGGCGACUGCAAACAUUUUCAUUGAAACGAACCAAACUUACCCAAAAUCAGUGACUGAGGUAUUAGAGAUAGCUGUUCAAGAGGCAAUGGAAUCCACCAAUGUUGUACUCAAGCACACUGUUACUUUGUUGUCCUUGUGCGCAGCACAGCCAUUAAAUCUUGAGAUAGCAGUAAAUUACAUUUGCAAGGUAGAGAUAGAUUUGCAAGAUGAAGAAAACAUUAGGAUGAAGAUUCGAAGAUGCCCUCUGUUGCUAUUGGAUGAGGAGGAGAGUGGUGUCUACAUUAGAGUACAUCAGGUUACACACGAUGCUAUCUGCAGGUUGAUAAAAGCAAAGUCCGGAGAAGGUGAACUAUUAGCCUUAAAUGCGACGGUUGAGGCCAUGUCCCAGUUUCUGAAUGAUAGUAAAAAGUUAAUUGGCUUCAAAAAAUUUUAUUCAUGUGAGAAAGGCAGACAAACUGUUCUUCAUGCUGAAACAUUGUUGAGAAAAAUUGAAAGAUUUAAAUAUUCAAAGGAAAACAUUUCUGAGGUUGCAGGAAAUGAUAUCUGUAAAAUGUUUUGUGAUGUACGCAUUAAGGCAGCAGCCUUAUGUCUUCAUGUUCAGGCUGAAAUUCUGAAAUAUCAUGAUUGUGUAUCAGGAUUGUGUACAUUAGUCUGA